Daucus carota subsp. sativus is the source of this 1010-nucleotide messenger RNA. Its product is annotated as ATP-dependent Clp protease ATP-binding subunit CLPT2, chloroplastic. The record is from RefSeq and is a predicted model, not a curated record. The transcript has 5 exons. Lineage: Eukaryota; Viridiplantae; Streptophyta; Magnoliopsida; Apiales; Apiaceae. The coding region runs from base 59 to 778 and encodes 239 amino acids.
UGCUGCGACUUCUAUCCAUAGAGCUCUCCGCACCAAGAAGUCAUUUUUAUUCUCAAAAAUGGCUGCAACUCAAUCCUUCUGUAAAACCUCUAAUGCAACCCGAUUCUCCCGACCAGAUUGCACAAAAUUCGACCCGUUUUCACCCACAUUGACCCAAAGUCUCAAACCCCAUAGCUUAAAGAACUCAUGGCUAGGCACAACAAAGCUCUCUCUCCACUCCUCAAAUUUAAGGCCACUAACUUUAAAGCAAUCACCCAUUACUGCUACUGUGGUGUCUAGUCUUCCAACUAAGAAAUCAGAUGGGGUUUCAUCUGCUGUUAAGGUUCCCAAGUGGUCUUCGAAGGCGAUUAAGUCUUUUGCUAUGGGUGAAUUGGAAGCAAGGAAACUGAAGUAUCCGAAUACUGGGACAGAAGCACUUCUUAUGGGCAUUUUGAUUGAGGGAACAAAUCAGGCUUCAAAAAUUUUGCGAGCAAAUGGCAUAACACUUAUGAAAGUGCGGGAAGAAAUUGUGAAGUUGCUUGGAAAAGCCGAUAUGUACUUCUUCAGUCCUGAGCAUCCUCCUCUAACCGAAGAAGCUCAGAGGGCACUUGACUGGGCUAUUGAGCAAAAGCUAAAAUCUGGUGAAGAUGGGGAAGUCACCACAGUACAUCAGCUUCUUGGAAUAUGGUCUGAAGAAGAAUCACCUGGUCACAAGGUAAUGGCUACCCUAGGCUUUAAUAGUGAAAUAGCCCAACAACUUCUUUCUUUGAUUUCAGAACCUGGAUAUGUUGAAAGUUAACCGCAUUAACCUCAUUUGACUUGCAAAUAUAAUGUUCUCCGAAGCCGGUAUCCUGUCUUUUUUGUCUGCCAUUAUGAGAGAAUUUUUGUAAUAUGCAACUUUGCAAAGCUGCACAAGAGUAACCAGCUGUAAUUGGUCUCUUGUCCAGUUCAUUUACCUAUUUCUAUAUAAACUACAAUUUUCUUGUACACUGUUGAUAUGGACCCUAUAAUCGUAGAGUUUUCUUAUUUAA